CAUAUGCAUUUUUGACAUUUGAAUGGCAGUUACACUGUUAUCAGUUGAUGAGAAGUUGAUAAACUGUGUGUGUGAGAGGUGGUGAUGUGUUACUGGUGGUUCGUUUGUCCUGUGAUAAUUAACAAGCUACUUUAAAUUGUUACAGUUAGAAAGCAAAUUCUUCGUAUUCUUCUGGCCCUUAAUAACAAGUGACAAGUAUCUCUGAUAAUAAUUGUUCACGAUUUUUCGGCAAAGUUUAAUUUCGAUUAAGUCUCCGAUUUCGGAUUUCGUUUGUUUAAAUUUUUUUCGUGCUACGAUCGCGUAGUUGAUGUCUUGAUCGGUUCCCUACAUGACAAACGGACGCAGUGGCGGCGGCUCUGGCAUGGCGUCGUUCAUGACCAAGAAGAAGAAGUAUCGGUUCCAGGUGGAAGUGCUGGUUGAGGAACUGCUCGAAGUGCCUUUUGUUUCGGCGGUUCUCUUCGCUAAACUCAGACUGCUCGACGGCGGGAACUUCCAAACUCAUACGAAAAGGGAAGAAGUGGUUGAUCAUACUGUGAAAUGGAACACUCGAUUUUCGUUUCAGUGCAAAAUGUUGGCCCCGGCCUCGACCGGUGUCUUAGAACCUUGCGUUCUAAGGAUCUCCGUACGAAAGGAAUGCAAGGGCGGAAGAUCGUUCACGAAGCUUGGCUUCGUCGAUCUCAAUCUGGCCGAAUUCGCCGGGGCUGGAGAGACGUCGCGAAAAGCGCUGCUCGAAGGAUAUGACACUCGGCGGCGGCAGGAUAAUUCAAUGCUCAAAUUUUCAAUCAAAAUGAACAUGCUCGCUGGCGAUGUACUAUUUAAAGUACCCUCUCCUUCGUUAAAACAUAAGCCUGUAACUAGCGAAGAAUGUUUACCAGACCCAGUUCUUCCCGACGAGUUCUCCGCUGGUUCUUUAGCCGGUUCUAUAGCCAGUGCGAGUUCAGGUUUUGGAAGUUUACCCAAAAAACGUCCUCCACUCCUUACCUCAGAACUAACGAUCGGACAGACGCUGUCUGAGAACAGUGUCCCCGUUAGUAUCGCCACCGACAACAGUGGCGACGUCGUUAUGGCGCUUAAGGAACCGGAAGAGUGUUUGAACGAACCGGGACAUUCUAGGAAUUCGUCCAAUACGAGCCAAAUGUCGAAAGCGUCGGGAUACAGUAGCAUCCACUCGCAUAGCAGACACUCCAGCUCCGGUGACUCAGGGCAUAUAAGGAACCUACAUAUGCCCAAGUGGUUAGCGUCCCACAAAUCUUCAAAUCUUUCUCCCUCUUCCCCAUCCUUUCCCAUGUUCUAUAUCCAGAGACAGAUGAUAUGGAAAAAGAAAACCUUUUCUGUAGAUUCGGGUUUCGAGUUGUACACCACCCCUGAGGGUGAUGCAUCGAUCAAUAACAAUGACGCGUCGGUAACUGAAAAUUCAAGCGACAGCGGUAACUGUAGUGACCUUUAUUACACCCCCGAUAGCACGAUGGAUUCCGACGAGGUUUUUAAAACCGCGGACAUUAAGUUUGUCAGUUCCGACGUCUUUUCGAAUAGUUUUAGUAAAGCGAAAACGAACGAGUUGCAAAAGUCUUGUUCGUGUACCACCGUUGAAAUGCGAGUAAAGAGUAUGUCUCCCAUCAAGGAAGUUCCCGAUCAUCAUUUAUCGGACAAUGGAAACGGUUUAGACCGUUUGAGUUUGAAUAGCAGUGGGUUUAGUGACAAGCAAGGGGGUGUUUUGAGGUCCAAAAGUGACUUCGAAAUACCAAAGCACGAUCACAGUCCCACUGCUAGGCGCGAGGGCAUUUUUCAAAGUUUGAUGCACAAAUCGGAAAAUUUUAUCUCAUACGUGACCCCGAGAGGGUCGAGGAAGAUCAGCAGUAACGGUAUUUCGGAUAAAAUUGGUAACCAGUCGACGCCCGUGCAACAGGGUGGUGGCAAUAAUAAUAAUAAUGUUAAAAUGAACGUAUCUCCAGUUUCAAAAUUUCCCGCCCAUAGUGAACCCUGUACCAGAACCGCUUCCCCCACUUCUUCUAUUCGGUCGAGGAUUACGUUUGCCGAGGGGCAGCCCGUUAAUGGCAUCAGGGGGAGAGGCUUAUCUCACCGUAAGAUAUUAGAAGGAGGCUCUGGAGGUAAGCUGGCCCCAGUGGCCAACAGUCCAGACGAAGCGCCUUUUGUGUCGUCUGAUAGUUCGCUAAAUCCCCAAGUCCGACGUCCCAGCAUCACUAAGAAUCACAGCUCUGGUAGUUUAGUUCUGUCGGAAACUGGAUCUCUGGAUAGGGCGAAAGCUGCACUUGAGAGAAGAAAAAAGGCUCAGAACCAGGACACAGAAUUGGCAACUGUCUCGGGAAGGGUCGAAGGAACGAGGGUCAAUCCGGAUCACCUCAUAGCAGAACUUCUGAAGAACACCAACCUCGAGCAAACCGACGAUUCCGCGGAAUCUUCUGGUUUGCAAUUAUUUAUUGCAAAAGAUGGUACUGCAGCCCUAGGAAAUCAUGAGGUGAAGUCUCAGAUGUCAACGGGGGCGCAACUAUUCAAACAAGUGGUUAUGGAAGACAAGAGGUAGCCGUCAGCUGAAGGCGAUAUCUCAGUAGUAGCUUAGUUAAAGGGAAAGGAAAAAGAAAACUGCUCAGCCAAGGAGUCUGUUCGUCAUCCAUAACGACGACUGACUCCUCCAUAGUAAACGAAAUGGAAAACAAAAAAC
This is a messenger RNA of Agrilus planipennis (emerald ash borer), 2680 nucleotides long. Its product is annotated as protein FAM102B. The record is from RefSeq and is a predicted model, not a curated record. The coding region runs from base 329 to 2542 and encodes 737 amino acids. The transcript is spliced from 9 exons. NCBI's taxonomy places the organism in Eukaryota, Metazoa, Arthropoda, Insecta, Coleoptera, Buprestidae.